Messenger RNA from Verticillium dahliae VdLs.17, 2133 nucleotides. RefSeq lists its product as uncharacterized. The transcript has 3 exons. Bases 1 to 2133 code for a protein of 710 amino acids. NCBI's taxonomy places the organism in Eukaryota, Fungi, Ascomycota, Sordariomycetes, Glomerellales, Plectosphaerellaceae. The record is from RefSeq and is a predicted model, not a curated record.
AUGUUCAAAGGCCAUGAACGUCAGCGCGACGCCGGCGUCUUGCCUGAGCAGCAACGCGCCGAGGCAGAGCAGCAGGCUCUGAACUCACAGCCUGCUGUUGCACAGAAUGCCGCCAUUACCAGUUCUGAGGCUCCAGCUUUGGCACCUAGAGAAGAACCUGUUCGGGUCCUGAAUCAGGAUCCCGCGACGGAACCAAGAUUGGACGGUGCAACUCGUACCGGAAAGGGCGACGAGUCGACUCUAGGCACACGCCGCCCCCAGCAGCCUCGCGCCAUGAUUUCCGACGAUGGGCCUGAGCAUGUUGAUGCCCAUGCCAACGAUGCUCCUACUGUGAGCCACGAACUUGCAGACCAAGCCGCCAACAGACCCCUUGAAGAGAAAGGGUACGCUGAGAUCAACCAUGGAGAGGUCGAAGUCAAGAACCUUGGCUGGAACACGGACAACUCAAACAACGUCCCUAAUCCUCUUGUCGGUGGCCUGUCAAAUGAAGAGCUCUGGGUUCUGGUCCGCCGCUUUGACAAACAGUUGUUUCACGUCAAGGCCAUCCCAGAAGCACCGUUGGCUGAAUUGGACCUGAACAUUGCCGACGAGGAGGAAUUUUCUCCCGAUAAGUUGCGCUCUCACAUCGAAAGACUGUACAUGACGGUACUCGUUGGUCUGUUUUCUUUCUGGAAACACAUCGUUCGCCUGCGAUCGUGGCGCGAGUAUCGGCGCACAUCUGCCUUCUUGGCCGUCUACAUUGUUGCCUGGCUCUUCAAUAUCCUUCUUCCAACAUUCCUGAUUUUCCUGGGUACUCUAAUUCUCUACACGCCAGCGAGGAGCUUUUGCUUCCCACCGGCACCUCCAUCCCUCAUCGACAGUUCUACUGGGGGUGUCAAGACGCCGUCGGCCGGCCUACUCGCCUCUGACGACUCCGUCACCGGUGCCCCUCAGCAGUACCAAGGCGAGGCGGUUGAGAAAGAAGCUCACAGCUUUGUCACUAGCAUCUCCUCGCUUGUCGUUUCCACGGCAGCGGGGAAGCAACCUCAAGGCGAUCCUCCCCAAAACUCCUCCAUGGACGCGAACCUCGAAGCUGCCCCGGACCCGGCUGACGUUGCUGAAGAUAUCGUUGACGCCAAGGAUAAGACAGGCGGCGAAAAGCCGGGCACUCACGACAAGACGAAGAAACCCGUGACCCGCAAUGUCUGGGAUAAGGCGAGACCUGUGAUGCAUGGUAUUGCGGAUGGCUUCGGCUUUAUCAUCGGCUUCAGCUUCUUUGGGGACCCGGUCAUCCAGCGUGGCAUUGCUUUUGUCGAGAGAAAGGUGCCAGAUUGGCAGAAGUACAUUGAACUGCGCAACACGCUUCUCAAGGGUAUCCCCACGAACGCUCAGCUUACCAUUACCCUCCUCCGUAUCGGUGAACGCAACAAGGCACCCCUACCUCCUCCGCCACGUUCCGACCAAGCUCCCCCCGAUCAGCCCCACGAGACUGCCGGCGAAGGUCUCGAACAUUUAGGUCGGUCAUCCUCCCUGCGUAUGAACCCAUCAGUCCUAAUAUUUCUCCAAGGUGUAGACCAAGAUGAGAUCGACGAAGCUGUGCAGCCCGACGAGGAGCUCCUUGCGCCUGCCGAGUCGGAGACCCCCGAAAAGAAGCAAAAGAAAGGUCAUCGCAUCGUCAACUUCAUCAAGUCAACAGCCAAGGGCGGCAUCAACACAACCCUCACUGCUAAUAAGGUCAAGGCCAAGGUUGGCAGCCACCACGCCAAGGACAGGCUCGGUGUCGUCAAGAAGAUUGAUCAGCCUGAUCCGUCCAAGGGCCCCGUGCGCUUCCCAGCACGGUAUGGUGGAAAGCGCGGCCACGCAUACAUCACAGCCACAGCAACGACGCCUGCACUGAGCUGGACGUCAGAGAAGGAAGAUGCUCAUCCAAAGUGGAGCGUGACAGUCGGAGAGAUCGCGGAAAUUCAGAAGCUCGGCGGUUUGGGCUGGAAGUCUAAGAUUGUGGUCGGAUGGGCGACCAACCGUGAAGUUGCAGACUCACUUCUCAUUAAGGAUGACAUCGGCAACGAGUAUCAUCUUACUGCCAUCGAGACAAGGGAUGAACUAUUUAACAGGCUUGUUGCUAUGGGAUCGCAGAUGUGGGAGACUUGGUAA